Molecule: messenger RNA, 1020 nt
Organism: Bipolaris zeicola 26-R-13
Lineage: Eukaryota; Fungi; Ascomycota; Dothideomycetes; Pleosporales; Pleosporaceae
Exons: 3
Coding region: 1-1020 (339 amino acids)
Source: RefSeq, a predicted model, not a curated record
AUGCCCUUCAGAGAUACUCCCACUACCCGCUCACGCACUCGCAUUGCACUCAUAACGGGCGCCUGUAUCAUUGCUGCACUCUCGGUCUCCGCACUCUUAGUCCAUCCCUUAGAGAAAGUAAGGCAAUAUGGGAUAUUCCAGUCCACCGAUACAUCCGACCAAGACAGCAUACCAAGUAUAGUCCACUAUGUCCAAAUCAAAAAGGACGAAAAAUCUGUCCUCAAAUUCCCCUUCUCCAGCUUCCUAAACAUCUGCGCCGCAGUCCUCUACAUCAAAUCCGAACGCGUCUACAUCUACACCAACUUCAGCCCCUCUGAGAUCGACGAAGCCGGCCAAAAAGGCGACAGAUGGACCAAAGCCGUCGUCAACACCUUCGCCGACCUCGUGAUCUGGAACCCCGUCCACGCCCCCACCUUCGCCGGCACAAAUGAAAACCAGCACAUCAACGCCAUCGAGAAAAAAAGGAAGCAUCUACAUGAACUGGGACGUUUCGCCUUCAUCGGCGGCCGCCACUACGGCGGCGCCGGCGAACACAGCGGCAUAAACAGCACAAUCAACAACGGCGUCUUCAUGACCAAACCCAACAGCACCAUGACCCGCAUCGUCGUUCGCGAGCAACACGCCAGCUUCAACAGCAAAUGGACUGCAAACCUCCAAAGCAUAACCAGCAUCACCUCGUGCCUCGUCCCCAUCCCCCAACGAAGUCUUGAUCCUCGACCGUACCGCAUUUGCGCCAACGCAACUGGUUCCCGGAUAGUACCGAUCCGCUGUUUGAGCCCAAUGAAGAUAAGUCUGCGUCUCCGGUGCACCGAGAAAACGCAUUCUUCAGAUGCAAUGGAGAUCUAUGAAAUUGCGAUUCAGAAUUGUAGGAGGAGAACCGAGUGGGAAAUGGAUUUUUUCUUCGACUAUGUUAAUCCGAAGACGAUUUUGAGUCGCACGAGUAAUUUUGGAGUUGCGACGUAUGGUAUUGUUAGGCAUAUGGUGGAUAUGGGGUAUGUGGGGGAGGAUGAGGAGGAGUAA